AUACGGAGAGCGCGCAACAGAUAUUUUUGACAGAUACCUUUUUGACACGAAUGAAUUUUGUAAAAAUGGCCGAAUGAUUUUUCGUGUUUUCUUGUUUUAUUUUGUGGAAUUUUCCCGUGUUAAUUACUAAUUGUUUAUUCAUCAUUUGUAUCAUCGACAACAUAACAGCAAUGGCAAUGGCAGAAGGUCUGUGGCGUGAGGCUGCCAAAUGGUUGACCCGUUGCAAAGUGAUUCCCAUCGAGCACAAAGCGAACGCCAAUGAAUCCGAGAUUCGAGUCUUAGCUCUCACCCUACGUGAUGGAGUGUUAUUGUGUAAUUUAGUCAAUUUUCUGGAUGCCAAAGUUGGACUGGACUUCAACCGAAAACCUCAAAUGGCUCAGUUCUUGUGUUGCCAAAACAUUAAAUACUUUGUGGACGCCUGCAAAAAUCAUUUUGGACUGAAGGAAUCGGAUCUGUUCGAACCAAUGAUGCUGUACAAUUUGACAAAUUUUCACAAAGUUCUCAUUACGCUGGCGAAAUUGUCACAAUGUGACAUUGUCAAGGAGCUGCACAAGGAUAUAUCUGGAUUCAGUGCGCAUUCGUCGCCAAGAGAACGCAGCCAUUCGGACGAAGACAUCUACAAGGACUUACAUUCAACCAACAAUAACCAUGAAAGCCUAAGCGAAGAUGUGUCGAUAUCAACGGUUAAAGAAACGAACAAUGUGAUCGCCGACGACGAGUCCGAAGUAUUGGAUGAAGAAGACGAAUCGUCGAAUGGAGAUCAUGAAAAUAAUGUGACCGAGCACACACUGUGGCGAAUCAAAAUGCCGUCGCUGGAAACGGUUGAAAAUUUAACGUGGAACAGUCGUUACGAAGAACGCACCUAUGAGGAUCUGUGCUAUGUGACCUUUUCGUCUGAGUUAACAGCAUCGACGGCAAGCUUCGAGCAACGUGACUUCGUGAUAAGGGAAUUGAUUGACACGGAAACCAAUUACUUGGAGGUCUUAAUUGCAUUGAAGAAGAAAUUCAUGCAACCAAUGGAGGGGGUGUUAUCGAAAGAUGAAAUCAAAAUAAUUUUCCCGCGAAUAAAGGAAUUGGCCGACAUUCACGACAAGUUUCUGGACAAACUGAAAGAUGCCACAUCCCCGACACCUAAAUGCAAAUUGAGUCAAGUAUUUCUGGAAUUUCGGGAGCCCUUUCUCAUUUACGGUGAAUACUGUUCGAAUAUGACAGCAGCGACGGAAACGCUGCGUGACUUGUCGAAGCGUAAUUCUGCCGUAGAGAAGUUAAUUGAAAAAUGUCAAAUGGACCACAGUUCGGGCAGAGUUCAACUGCGAGACAUUCUAUCCGUACCGAUGCAGAGAAUUUUGAAGUAUCAUCUGUUGUUGGACAAACUUGUCCACGAAACAUUACCGACGCAUGACGACUACCGAGGAUUAGAACGUGCCAAAGAAGCUAUGGUUGACGUAGCCCAAUACACAAACGAGGUGAAAAGAGAUUCCGAGCAUUUAGGUGUCAUUCAGAAAGUCAAGGACAGCAUUAUGGAUUUGAAUCUUCCGAACGGCCAUGACCUGCGACAGUAUGGACGGUUAUUAUUGGACGGUGACCUGAACAUCAAGGCGCAUGAGGACCAGAAGACAAAGCAUCGGUAUGCCUUCAUCUUCGAGAAAUUAAUGAUUUUAGUCAAACCUUCAAAUACCAAAGAUGGCCAAUAUGUUUUCCGAGACGCUCACAACUUAAACGACUAUCGCGUAGAAUCAUCCAAUCGACCCACUCGAACGACCUUAGUGGGUCGGGAUGCUCGUUUCAAAUUUCAAUUGAUUUUGGUACGCAAAAGUCAAUCGACGGCGUUCACGUUGUACGUAAAAAGUGAUGCCGAACGAAUCAAAUGGACGAAAGCUUUACAGGAGGCAAUGGAAACGUUGGAACCGAUGGGUUGCCGCAACACCGAUCACAAGUUUCACAUAACGACCUUUCAUACUCCGAUCAUUUGUUUGCACUGCUCGAAAUUCCUCAAAGGUCUGAUACACCAGGGAUAUCGUUGCAAGGUGUGCGAAAUAUCCGUGCAUCGCGGAUGCAUUUCGUCGACAGGCCGCUGCAAACAAGGACCGGUUAGCCUUCCACCGCCAGUCUGUGAUAGACAAUUGUCGGAGUUUUAUUGGUUCGUCGGGCCAAUGGAUCGGGACACUGCGUCGGUUCGGUUGGAAAGUCGUAAAAUCGGAACGUAUCUGUUGAGGGUUCGACCGCAGGGGGCUAGUAGUUCAACGGAGACGAUGUAUGCGCUGAGUUUAAAAACCGACGAUAGGGUCAUUAAACAUAUGAAAAUAAACCAAAAACGGGAAGGAGAUUCGGUGUGUUACUAUCUGUCAUCACGGCGUAGCUUUAAAACAAUCGUCGAAUUAGUGUCAUUCUACGAACGAAACGAUUUGGGUGAAAACUUUGCGGGCCUAAAUCAAACGCUUCAAUGGCCUUUCAAGGAGGUCCUGUCCAAAGCUCUCUACGAUUUCAAUCCCAAAGAAUUGAAUCAACUGCCUUUACGGAAGGAUUGCAUUGUACUAGUCAUUGGUAAAGAAGGCGACAGCAAAGGUUGGUGGCGUGGAAAAGCCAUGGAGCGGGUUGGUUUCUUUCCGAAGGAAUAUGUUCAAGAAUUUUCACCGACCAGUCCGAACGAUCUAUGAUAUUACAAUUACUUUGUGUUUAUCGAUCCGAACAAUCGGCCAAAUAACACCGGAUGAAUAAUCGCCAACGAGUAACGUGAGUGUGUAGAGUUAAAAACCUUUUUUUUUUUAAUUAGCUAAGGUUAUGUGUA
Molecule: messenger RNA, 2788 nt
Organism: Bradysia coprophila
Lineage: Eukaryota; Metazoa; Arthropoda; Insecta; Diptera; Sciaridae
Gene: Vav
Product: Vav guanine nucleotide exchange factor
Biological process (GO): regulation of GTPase activity; cell migration
Cellular component (GO): cytoplasm
Molecular function (GO): protein binding; guanyl-nucleotide exchange factor activity
Source: RefSeq, a predicted model, not a curated record